AUGCCGCCCCUGCGGCUGGGCGCGCGCCUCAUCGGUCCUCGCAACGGUUUGGCCGCUUGCGCCUUUACCCUCCGAGAGUCGAGACGCUUCCAAGCCACCGUUUCUAAUGCCGAGCUUUCCCGCCGGGUAGCGCAGGCUUUGUUUUCGAUGGAGCGCUUCCACCGCGGGAGCCCAUCGGAAGAGGAGAGGCGACAAGUUGAACGCCAGGCGUGGCAAGAGCUUCUCCAAUUUCCCGAUUCCGCGGCCGAGGACGCGACUGCAAGCGAGGUGGCGGAUAUUCUCGGGGCGUGGUGCUACUUUUCGCGCUUCUGGACCCAUGGAAUGCAAGGGUUGGGGGAUGAGGAGCUCGCUGGCGACGGGGGGGAAGGGGCGGGGAAGCGGAAGGAUGUUGCCGUCCCGCUUGUUGACCGACAGGCCGUUACGGCGGCCCCGCCUUCCGCGGACUUGGCGCCGCCUCCGCGCCCAAACCCACUUGACGAAGUUUUGGAGUUUUGA
Messenger RNA from Trypanosoma grayi, 495 nucleotides. RefSeq lists its product as hypothetical. Bases 1 to 495 code for a protein of 164 amino acids. Lineage: Eukaryota; Euglenozoa; Kinetoplastea; Trypanosomatida; Trypanosomatidae. The record is from RefSeq and is a predicted model, not a curated record. The transcript has a single exon.